Strongylocentrotus purpuratus (purple sea urchin) is the source of this 3179-nucleotide messenger RNA. Its product is annotated as membrane-associated progesterone receptor component 1-like. NCBI's taxonomy places the organism in Eukaryota, Metazoa, Echinodermata, Echinoidea, Camarodonta, Strongylocentrotidae. Bases 209 to 730 code for a protein of 173 amino acids. The record is from RefSeq and is a predicted model, not a curated record. Gene Ontology annotation, cellular component: endomembrane system; membrane. The transcript is spliced from 3 exons.
AUCUCCGUAGCGCAGGCCACGUACGUACCGGUACGUUAUAUACGUGUUGUAAACUGACUAGCAGACGCCGUUUUAUGUGCGAAACAUUUGCACGCAAAGUCUAUAUGGGAAUUUACAUGUUAAAGCAUGCAGAUUGGUCAAGACAGGUAGCAUCAGUUUCAUAGAUUUAGCAAUUAUUAGCAAAAAAUCUACAAAUAAAGGACUAAUCAUGGCGCUUGAAGAGCUGAUGCGUGAACUAUUUCUAAAUCCAAUCAACCUUGGUCUCUUGUCGGUAUGUGGUUAUUUGCUUUAUAAAAUCGUCAGAGGCAACAGAACACCACCGGAGCCUCCACAGCCGCCUCGUCUGCCGAAGAUGAAGAGGAAAGAUUUCCAGGUAUCAGAACUGACCGAAUAUGAUGGUAUUAAAAACGAAGGACGCAUCUUGGUUGCUGUGAAUGGAAAAGUUUUUGAUGUCUCGAGAGGAAGAAAGUUUUAUGGCCCAGAGGGCCCUUAUGGUGUUUUUGCUGGACAUGAUGCAUCAAGAGCGUUAGCGACAUUCUCACUGGAAAAGGAAACUUUGAAAGACGAGUUUGAUGAGCUUUCAGACCUCACCUCCGAACAGAUGGACAGCGUGAGAGAAUGGGAAAUGCAGUUUAUGGAAAAGUAUGACUACAUCGGGAAACUCCUGAAGCCAAAUGAGGAGCCCACCGACUAUUCUGAUGAGGAGGAAGCGGACAAAAAGGACAAUUAACAUCCUCCUCUGCGGACUUCAAGUUUUGCACCUGCCAUUGUUCCUCAAUUUUCUUCAAUCAAGAGUGCCGAAGUUUCAUGUCGUCCCCAUUCUCACAAUGAUUAUUAACGUGGGUUAUGAAUUAUGUACGUUGGGGACACUUUCUAUACAUGUGUAUGUGAUGAUAUUCACAAAUGAUGCGGAUGUUGAGUAAUUGUUUAUUCGUUGGAUGUUUUAAAGAUUUCUUAGAUUUACUUACACAGUUGGCUCCAUGCACAAGACUGUAGUAUCACUUCUUUCCUUUUUCUUUCUGACCCAUUUAAAACCAGGAUUUUUUUGAAAGGGAGAAAUAGAUUAUCUCUCUCUUCUUUAAAUUGGCAGUGCUGAUAAUUGCUUUACUGUGACACCAUUUCAACAAGAAGGUGGAAAUACUUAAAUGAAAUUAAAUUGAAGAGUUAAGAUUCAUGAAUUUGAGCACGUUGCCAAUUUAAUAAAGUUAAGUUAAUGUUAUGUUAUUUCUUGUAUCAUGUAAUAUUUGCUAAUGCAAAAGAAAAUGAGCCGCGACUGUUCAGAAAUAUUUGCAUUCUUUGCUCAUGAGUUCGAUAUAUUUUGUUUAGGACUGUGAUUCAAGAUAUCGGGCAAAACCUAAUGAUGAUAAAUAUUGUUCUGGAUGGGUAAAAAAAGACCAAUUGUUAUGGCUAUUGUCACAGAAUCAGGUUGGAGUAUAAACGCCCUCCUUACCCUCUACAGUCGACCUUUGGUAUGUGACAAAUCUAAUUAAUUGUAGGUCACAGCCAUUCUUAGAUGGAUGUAGAACUUUUACAGUGAAUUCAUACUGAAUCUUCUUAACCAAUAUAGUUAACAGCCUUCUGGUUCUUAACAGACGACCUGAGCAGUGUCUCACAAAUCCACCAGUGAUACCAAAAUUGGCAACAUUCUAUUGAAAUUGUUGUUGAUGUUAAAACGGGUGCUUCAAUGGAAUGUCUGAAAAUUUGUGCCAACGAUUGAUUUGUGAAACCCUGCCCUGUGGUCUAUGGCAGUCCAUGAGUAUUCAGAAUUGCACUACGAAACUACUACGCAAAUAGAUAGAGGGAUGCUUCCAUUAAAGGUGUAUAUUUCUUCCUUCUGGCAAUUAGCUAGCAGUUAAAGCUGAUUCAAGGUGAGGUAGGAAUUGAUCACAGCGAUGAGGUCAUACUGACUGCCAACCGUAGUUUGGAGGCUAUCAUCUUGUGUUGUACGAAACAGGUGCUGAUACUGUUGAGUUCAAGUACAGAUGAGUUGUUGGAAGGCACUCUACGUGACGUCUGAAAUGUUUGCCUACUUCAGGUAAAAUUAAUGAUGAUGAUAAUGUUCUAGAUUUAUGUAGCGCCUAAUACAUCUACGAUGUCUCUAAGCAUCUUUCAUAAAUUAGCUACUUUUGAGUGUGUAUGUAUGCAAACUCUAUACAGCUUUCAACCGGAAGUGAAACCGAGAUUUAAAAAAAAAAUUUAAUCAAUACCAACCCUUACAUUUUCACUUCAUUAAUAUACUGCUUGUGCACAUAUUUCUCAUGAGCAUUUUUUAUGUGGAUAGUUAAAUGCUUUCACAUAAUGGGAUAAAAAUCAUAAUCCAGACAUAAAUAUAAAUAAGUGGAAUAGAAUGUGUUUUUCUCUGCCGUACGGGCUAUCAUUGUUGGUGAACUUGCUGUGGUACUUUGCCCACACACAAAAGCAUUUCUGCCAGAUGUUGAUCUUCAAAUCAGUCUAUUGAUUUUUCAUUUAUAUUGUCCCGUUUUGAAGACUUUUUUGUGCAAUGUUGCAAAAAAAACAUUCCACAUUGCCAGUACAAUGAUAGCAUUAAUUCAUACGUGAGGCACUUGGGUAAAAACCAAGCUCUAUUAAUGUAAUUAAUAUGAAAAGCCAGGAGCUCUUUGAUAAAUCCAUUAAUUACAUGCAUUACAUUACAUGCUACAUUGAUUAGUUUUCCAGCUUGCUAUUUUAAAUAUAAUAGGCCUUCAUACUUACCUUUUAGGGAUUUUUUUCUUUCUCACUAGGGUGCUAAGAAAAAUGUUUGACAGAUCUCCCAAUAAUGGAAGUAAAUCCUAUGAUUAGUUGCCCAGGCAACAGAUUCACUUGCUUUAACAUUGUAAAGAAAAAGAUAUAAAAAGUUCAUAAAUUUCAUUUUGUAUCUGACUAUCUGUGACUGUUUUUCUUCUUUAAUUACAAAGAUCUGUCAGUGACAAAUACUGGUAUGCUUUGAAUUCGAGAGCGCUUUAACUCUGGAAAGUUCAAUAAGAGCCCUGGUCAAAUCAAAACAAAAAAUAUAUGAUACACAUAUUUUCUGCUUAGAAAUUGUUUAAAAGAGCACUUAAGAACGAAUGGAUAUAUUUUAUGCUGAUAUAUAUCUGGAUUUUCUAUUUCAAAAAACUGUUUGAUAAUGGUUGUCCUUGAUUCAUAUUGCUUGUAAAUAAAGUUUGCUCUGGGAUAUUGGG